AUGUCUUCAUCGCCGCCCAACCCGUCUCUUCUGCUGCCGGUCACCUCAUCGCCGGAGGCGACCACCACGACCGUCGCCCCGCUCCUGCCCGUGCCGGGAUCCUCCGUCGCGCCUGCCCCCGCCGUCCUCACCCCGGAGGUGUCCGGGGCGCUGCAGGACCUAACCCAGGCGGUCCAGGAGAUCCGCCUAUUCUUGGCCGGGUCCUACGCGCCGCACCGCGCCACCGUGGCUGCCGCCGCACCAGGCAGCCUCCGCCGGGGGCCGCUGCAGCAGCCACUGCAGCUGCCAUCCACCGCCCCGCCCUGGCUGCCGUGGCAGCCGCCGCACCAGGCGGCCUCCGCCGCCCUCGCCGGGCCGCUGCAGCUGCCAUCCACCGCCUCGCCCUGGCUGCAGUGGCAGCCGCCGCUCCUGGCGGCCUCCGCCGCGCCCCGCGCUCCGCCGCAGCAGCCGCUGCAGCUGCAGCAGCCACCGCCGGUCAGCUCCGGCCCCGCAUCGACCGCGCCGGCGGGAGUCCCGAUCCACCAGAUCAAGUUCCCGCCGUCGCCAUCACCGCUUCCCCAGGGCGUCCCCAUCCAGCAGAUCAAGUUCCCGCCAUCGCCCCGUCACCGCUUCCGGCUUGGAUCACUACCAGCCACGUGUCGGCGGCGGUGA
Molecule: messenger RNA, 651 nt
Organism: Aegilops tauschii subsp. strangulata
Lineage: Eukaryota; Viridiplantae; Streptophyta; Magnoliopsida; Poales; Poaceae
Source: RefSeq, a predicted model, not a curated record